AUGGGUCGCUGGAUUUGGUCUCGGCUCGUCAUCUGCAUGCAUGCCGCGCGCCUGAUGAGCCCCGAUUCCCAUGGACAAAAAGCACCGGUUCUCAGGAAAAUUGCAGCGGGGCUGGGCACUGUGCGUUGCGGCAGGGCGCGUUGGAGGUUUCCGAGAGUAUGGUUCAUUGGUUACAGCGAGCUCGUCCAGAUGGCAAUGUCACGGACGCCAAUUUGGCUUGAAAACCUGGUCCAUGUUGGCCUGGAAUUUGGUAGUCUUUGUUUCGCUGAAACAACCGAUCCAGCGGAUCCCUCUAUAUCACAGACAAUGCUCAGCUCAGAGCGUCAGAGACGUGCGACUUCGGAGGAACGACAGUUGUCAAUUUUUGAGCAUGCAUUUCCGACCGGCAGACACAUUCCGAAAACCCAUCGACAACCACAAACUGCACUAGUCAGCGACCUAGCCGAAAGCAACACACAACUCGGCACCGUUUUUCUUCAUGCACAACGCCGCCAGCGAGCUGAGCCAUACUGUACAGGUGGCGGUGGUAGAGCCUUUGCAGGACAGAAAUUUGGUGACCUGGGGUGUUUGCGGGACAUCGUGUUCUUGCAUAUCGGGGCUCGCCCAGCUACACUGCGCAUAGUAGGGCAUCCAUGGCCUUCAAUUGGGACGAUGGUGAUCGGCAACUACUGGCAAGCAGUCCAGAUUCAAGUGGUAGUCACCAGGUGUGGACGACUAGUGGCGGUCUGCCACUGGGUCUGGGCACACGGGCCCAGCAGGGGAAGACGGGAAGUAAGCGAGGGCGUCGGCAAAGUUGGGAUAUGGCAGGUACUGUACAGCUGA
Messenger RNA from Fimicolochytrium jonesii, 822 nucleotides. RefSeq lists its product as uncharacterized. Lineage: Eukaryota; Fungi; Chytridiomycota; Chytridiomycetes; Spizellomycetales; Powellomycetaceae. The transcript is spliced from 3 exons. The record is from RefSeq and is a predicted model, not a curated record. The coding region runs from base 1 to 822 and encodes 273 amino acids.